Molecule: messenger RNA, 1810 nt
Organism: Selaginella moellendorffii
Lineage: Eukaryota; Viridiplantae; Streptophyta; Lycopodiopsida; Selaginellales; Selaginellaceae
Product: acyl-CoA-binding domain-containing protein 5
Exons: 13
Coding region: 89-1810 (573 amino acids)
Molecular function (GO): protein binding
Source: RefSeq, a predicted model, not a curated record
AGGACAAUCUAGUCCGGUCCGUCCGAGGGACUGCCUUUGCUCCAGUGCUAUAGUACUUGAGAGAAAUAAGCAUGUCAAGAGCUCGACAAUGGCUCUUAAGGAGUGCGGCUUGGCGUUUUGGGCCGACUCCAUGGCCUCCCGCAAUGGCGCCGGCAGAUUUGUGAGAGACGAGUCCACCGCUUUGAAGGAGGUUUACAGCGAGCACGAGGAAGCAAGCGAAGGGCGCGUGGUGGAAUCGCUGAGCCAUAUUGGUGUGGAGAACAAAUGGUGCCUCUUUGUUCCCACUGGCUCGUUUCCUCCCGCUCGGGCAAAGCAUGCUGCCUUGUCCGUGGGACGUAGAAUGUUCGUGCUGGGUGGCGUCUCGGCUGGCGGCAUCCUCGAUGAUGUUCAGGUGUUUCACGCUGAAAGGGGUGUUUGGCUUCAGCUCGGCUGUGGAUCUGUACCUUCACUCUACAGUCCAUCCAGAUCUAUACCCAUCGAUGCUCGAGGGCCCCGUUGUGUUGGUCACUGCUUGGCGUUCUGGGAGACUAAACUUCUUGUAAUUGGUGGACGGAUCGAGCCGAAGUCAAAGAAACUUAGAGCUUUCGCUCUGGACUUGGAGUCGCAAUCCUGGUCCAUACUUGCUCCCGAAGGAGAAGUUCCAGUAGCACGCACGGGGCAGAGUGUAGUCCAAGUAGGCUCCUCGUUGAUCAUAUUUGGUGGUGAGGACAGCAAGGGGCAGAUGCUGAAUGACUUGCAUAUACUAAACCUUAAGACGCUAGUCUGGCGUCCACCCAAGACCAGUGGCUCAAAGCCUUCUCCUCGGAGAGGUCACUCUGCAGUUUGUUAUAACGAACGAUAUAUGCUAGUUUAUGGAGGAAAGGCUCAGGGGAACUACUACAAUGACAUCUACGUUCUCGACUUGCAAAAUAUGGAAUGGAGCAAGGAGAAACCAAGAGGAACGGUACCAUCCCCUCGAGCAGGUCAUGCUGGAGUGAUGGUUGGAUCCAAGUGGUACAUUGUUGGAGGUGAAUACAAAGGAGGUGAGGUUUUAGAGACAAUGGCAUUCAACGUAGACUCCGGGAAUUGGCAAACUGUGACUACUGUGCAGCCUGGUACUCCCCUUGCGAACGACGGCAUUAGCCUCGUCAAGGUUCGCACCAAAGGAAAGGUCUUUUUGUUGGUGUUUGGAGGCCAUGGUGCAAUUCUAAGCAAUCAGAUCUUUGUCAUGAUGAUCAGUAAUAGCAGCAAAACUGUUCCUGUCGUGUCCAAGCGAGACGAGAUCAUCAAAGAGCUACAUGACGACUUUUCCGCUUCUUCCUUGCCGUUCAGCUUUACAAGUGGCUCUUUGAAUGCCAGAGGCUUGGAUCAAAAUCAACCACCACAGGGAGCAGACAAUUCCGCUGUCGACGUAAUUGAGGAGCUGGAGUCCUCUGUGCCGAGUUUGUCCAGUGAAGGGGACAGUCUGUCCACGCGACCCGAGAACAAGCAGCAGCAACUCGAGCUGGCGGAGGCACUCACUCGAGCAUUGACAGAGAAACAAGAGAUUGAAAAGCGUUUGGAAGAAGCAUUGAUACUCGUAGAGGAGCUCAAAUUAGAGAGGAAGGGGGCUUCUUCAUUGAACGACCAGAGGAAUACCAUGGAAGAGGGCAGCGGCAGUAGCAAGGACAAGGACAUUGAUGAGGACGAUUUGCAAGAACAGUUGCGAGAGUCACAACAGCAAAUUGUGUUUGCAGUGAGGAAGCAAGCAGUGGCAGAGAGGAAGCUGUUGGGUGCCUUAAGAGAAAACAGAGAACUGAGAAAGAAACUGCUUCACCAGGUCCAGGUGUGA